This is a messenger RNA of Histoplasma capsulatum G186AR, 1272 nucleotides long. RefSeq lists its product as uncharacterized. The record is from RefSeq and is a predicted model, not a curated record. NCBI's taxonomy places the organism in Eukaryota, Fungi, Ascomycota, Eurotiomycetes, Onygenales, Ajellomycetaceae. Bases 1 to 1272 code for a protein of 423 amino acids. The transcript has 4 exons.
AUGAUCGAUCACCAAGAUGUGCAGCCAAACCGCAUCUGCUCCGAACUUCUGCCGAAGUCACACGGAUUUCGAGAUCAAUCCCGAUUGCGAUCCAUGCUUGAUACAGUGCUGGUGUCCAGGACUACACCUCGAGGAUGGAUAAGGUCCGUCUAUGUGGCCAGCACGCACUGGAACAAUGAGGCCAUCCUGCGCAGCCAUUGGAAUGCCGCCGUUGUCGAGUUAGCGAGGAAGUUCGGGAAAGAGAACAUAUACGUUUCCGUCUAUGAGAGUGGAAGUUGGGAUGAUUCGAAAGGCGCGCUGAGGGAGCUGGAUAUGCAGCUGGGGGAAUUGGGCGUUGACAGGACGAUCGUCCUGGAUCCCACCACCCACGAGAACGAGAUCAGCAAGCCUCCCGCGGAGGAAGGGUGGAUUGAUACGGCCCGGGGCAAGAGGGAGCUCAGACGCAUCCCGUACCUGGCCCAUAUGCGGAAUAAGUCGUUGGAGCCAUUGGAGAAGCUUGUACGGGCUGGGAGGACGUUCGAUAAGAUUAUCUUUCUGAAUGAUGUCAUAUUUUCGAUGGCGGAUAUCAUAACCCUUCUCAAUACCCGCUCCGGGUCAUACGCCGCGACGUGCUCGCUUGAUUUCGCAAAACCGGGGCUCUUCUAUGACACAUUUGCCCUGCGGGACUGGAAGGGCUCCGCUGCCUUCUCCCAGCGCUAUCCAUACUUCAGCGCCAGGCGUUCACGCAACGCCUUGCUAGCAGGAAAGGCCAUCCCCGUGCAAAGUUGCUGGAACGGGAUUGCAAUCUUCGACGCCGCUCCCUUCCAAACAACCCAGACCCCGCUUCGCUUCCGCGCCAUCCCCGACUCGCUCGCCAAAUACCACCUCGAAGGCUCCGAAUGCUGCCUCAUCCACUACGACAACCCCCUCUCAGCCUCCAAGGGUGUCUGGCUGAAUCCCAACGUGCGCGUCGGAUAUAACCUGGUCGCCUACGAGUCUGCGGCGCGCGGGUGGCCGUCGACGCGGGACGCUGUGCUUGUGGGCUGGUGGAAGGGGUUUCUUGCGUCGUUGCUGGACUUGCCGUGGCGGCCAAGGGCGAUCGAGGCGAGGUUUAGGGCAUGGGAGAAGGAGGAAGAUGACGAUACCACUUCUUCUUCUUCUUCUAUCCAGGGUAAGAAGCGGGGGAGGAGGAGGAGGAGGAGGAGGAGGAGCGGGAAGAAUGGAGAGCUUUGGCUGCCGUGUUUGAUUGAUGAGAUGCAAGUCAUCGUGUAUAAUGGGUGGGCGCAUGUUUGA